CCAAUCUCCUCAGCUAAAGAUUUGACGCCAGAUUCACGCUUGUGGUUGUUAUCAGAUCUGACGUAUUCCUGAGACAGGAUCUGAAUAUCUCAUUUUCCAAUGUUAUUUUAGUAUCAAGGUUCAGAAAGAGCAGGCCUUAGAGAUAUUGAAGGAUUUCUUUGUUAUUUUGCGGAAAGAGUUAAAUUUAUACCGAUAUUUCAUCACCGGACAAACCAAAGAACAUCUGAUUUUUGUUUGUGAAUUGAAUAGAGUUUUUAUUUUGUGGAAUUAUAAUAACAGACAGGUGUUGGGGAAAUUCAGUAAAGAUGUCUAGAAGCGGGUUACAGUUUUAUAACGGUAGAGAAACGGAUUAUAUACCACCUUCGGAUUAUAAUAAUCCUUAUCAUCCCGGUAAACAAUAUGGUUAUAAUAAUUAUAAGUCCCCGGCUCGUUACGAGGAUCCAGAUGGACCCUACUAUAACGAAAACAGAUUGAAUCAACCAAGAUCAGAUGAACCGGCUUACAGCGAAUCGGGAACGGCCAAUGACAAACAGCCCUGGUCUUAUAGAAAGAUAUGUAGAAGAUUUGCCGAAAGAACUUCCAUGCAAGGAAUUCCAUAUAUUCAUGCAUCUAAGACGUGGUACUCUAAAGGAGCAUGGACUUUGAUAUUUCUCAUUGGAACUGGUGGAAUGAUAUUUCACCUGUACUACCUGUUCAGUAUAUAUUUACAAUACCCAAAGCAAACAAAGGUCGAACUCGGUUUUGACGCUUUGCCAUUUCCAGCUGUGACGUUUUGUAGCGUCAAUCCAAUGAGGAAGAGCAUGGCCAAACUAGCUAGUAGAGAGCUUCGAGAUUUACUGGAAGAAGUUAAACCAGAAAAUGCACAGAAAUUAUAUCAGGACGACGUCGAGGCGGCCCUGGGAGAAGUCGCUGCCGGUGUUGGUCCACUAAUACGUAAGAAAAGAUUUCUGGAUAAACUAAACGUUAACAGAUCCUCCACCAGGGUAGAAGUCGAGGAGCGUGAACAUUUUGGCGAAGAUGAUUGGGAAAGAAUCGGUACCAAGGAUGAAGCUGAUGAAAUUUAUGAAAAUUUCCUUUCCUUGUUUAACGCAGAACCAAGACAUACUAGACUGAAGAUGGGACACGAAAUAGAUUCUAUGUUAAUAAAGUGUUCUUUUGCUGGUAGAAGUUGUUAUCCUGAGAAUUUCACACAAAUUGCCGACUCACAUUUUGGUAAUUGUUACACUUUGCAGACUUCAUUGUUUAAAAGUCGUAGAAGUGGACCAGAUCAAGGUCUUGAGGUGAUACUUUUCUUGCAAAAUCACGAGUUUAUUAGAGGUAUAACUAAUGGUAAUGGAAUACAAAUGUUGGUUCAUGAUCGAGAUGUUAUGCCCCAUCCUUACGAUCAAGGUCUCGCAAUUGCAUCAGCUUCUGAGUCAAUCGUUGGUCUUACAUUGCUUAGGAUCAAUAGACUAGGGAAACCUUAUGCAACUUGUCAAGAUGUAACAGCCUUCCAAAACCUGUAUGGAGCUAAAUAUACUAGAGCGUCUUGUCAAAAGUUUUGUGAAGCAAUACUCAUAAUGGAUAACUGUAACUGUACCGAUCCUUUUAAAGAAGAAAUAAAUCUAAAGAUUGGCAACACCAGGGAAUUGCCGCAUGAAUGUCGUUCAGAAAAAGAUACGAAAUGUAUGGUUUCUACUGAACGACGAUAUGAGAUUGGUGAUUUAAAAUGUACAUGUGAUGAUCCAUGCGAUGAAACUAAAUAUGUGAAGUCAGUAUCUGCAAGACAAUGGCCAUCUAAAAGUUAUGCAGAUUUGUUACUGGAUAUAUUAUGUAAUAAAAGAGGAAAAGCAGAAUGUGCCAAUUAUGAAAAGGGCGAUGACAGAUCGCUGGCCCAGAACUUCGUGAAGUUAAACAUUUAUUUUGAAGAUUUGAAUUAUCAAAAUAUUACAGAAGAACCCGACUAUCAGGAUUCUCAAUUUGCUUCUGAUGUUGGUGGAACCGUUGGAUUAUGGAUUGGGUUAUCUGCCCUUAGUUUGGUAGAAGUUUUCCAGUUCAUCGCUGAAAUAAUCAACUACACAUGUUGUAAACGAAAAUCACCACGUGAUCAACAAAAACAAAAUGAGAGCAAGCAAAAUGAGAGUGAAAUGAAAGGUUUUAGAAAUCAAAACUUCAAACAAUAAAUUUGACUGACUUUUGAUAAUUACUUCCGCAGUUAUUGUUCUUGAUAAGUUUUUAGCAUCUUAAUCAUCACCUCUAAAAUCAUCACCUGCUCAAAAAUUUCUAACAAUUUCUUAUCGAGUAGAAGCUUAUGAAUGCUCUAGAUGCAAAAUGUAUUAAAAUGUCUUGUGAUAUCUUGUUUAAAGAGUUACAAUAUGACAAUCUUCACCUGAACCCGUCUCCAUUAGCCCAGUCGGGGCAGAACAACUGUAGAGCGUUCAUUUCAUUUCUUUAUCUGGACUGCUUGGACGACUAAGUUGCUAAUAGUGUGGGGAUUGUUGCCAGACAACCUGUCUUUUUUUUCAUAUUUGAAAAGAGAAAUUUUCUAAAAAUGUGAUAUGUUUUAAAGGCCAUUAUUUUUUUAUGCUUCACAAACUAUUGUGUUGUGGUUCCUGUUUGUAUUAUUUAGAGUUCUCGUUCUUGUUAUUAUAAGAAACAUUUAUAUUCAAGAUUAUCGGUGUUGCUUUUUCCCAGAUUUUUGUUUAUAGUAUAGUAAUGUUUAGAAUUUUAUUUUCUGUUUUAAAAAGGAAUGAACAUAUACACCAUUUCUCUCUGUAUUUAUUAUUGACUUAGAUUAUAUUGUUUUGAAUCUCACACAUUUAUAUAAACACGUUAUACAAUAUUAUUUUAUUAGUUACUUAUUGUUUACUUCAAUACGUGUAUAACACUUUAAGACACUAGACAUCUGGGGCCUGUUUCACGAAAUUUUAACUAAGAUAAAAUCCAAAUUUUAGUAAUUUGAUUGGAUAAUAUUAGAUUGAUUUUAGUGCUUAGCCAAUCAAAAAUUGAAGUAUCUACUAAAAUUUGGAUUUUAUGUUCAAUUAAGAUUUCGAGAAACAGGGCCCUGCUAAGUGUCAGCUUGGUCUUCACCAAGUCCUAAGCACUAUCCACUAUUUAUCGUGGGGGCGACACUCUUCGGUAAAGCUUAAGGAUCCAUCAAUUAAAGUAAGAUUAACCUGAAACUCUGCAUGCUUGUUCCUUUCACAAAUGUGCAACGAUUGACUUAAUCCGAUAUUUAAUAUGGCGUCUUAAUUCCACUCGGUUCCUAUUCCAUCUUGCGCCCAUGCUUAUUAAAAUUUAGUCUUAGUACACUGUAUGUUAUAUGAGGUGCUUGAAUCAUUCUAAUAUCAUUUAUACUCGAAAAUCGUUCUUUGUUGAACUUAAAAUUUCUCUUAUCUCCCCUUUUUCACAAUAAUGUUAGUGUAUAUAUAAUCUGUAAAUAGAAUCUAUAUUUCUUUAUCAUCAUACAAUGUAUGUCGUGUUUGUGGGCACACGGGUAUUAAAAUUCAUGGCUUCUGGGACAAAAAUUUAAACAACACAAGAAGCUGUUUGUCUUGUAAUUAAAGUAAAGUAAACGGGUUAUCAUCGUACUCAUCAACCAUGACUUUAACGUUCCGUAUC
Molecule: messenger RNA, 3600 nt
Organism: Patella vulgata (common limpet)
Lineage: Eukaryota; Metazoa; Mollusca; Gastropoda; Patellidae
Product: degenerin mec-10
Exons: 14
Coding region: 306-2162 (618 amino acids)
Biological process (GO): sodium ion transmembrane transport
Cellular component (GO): membrane
Molecular function (GO): ligand-gated sodium channel activity
Source: RefSeq, a predicted model, not a curated record